Molecule: messenger RNA, 1014 nt
Organism: Arabidopsis lyrata subsp. lyrata
Lineage: Eukaryota; Viridiplantae; Streptophyta; Magnoliopsida; Brassicales; Brassicaceae
Product: transcription factor bHLH140
Exons: 1
Coding region: 346-858 (170 amino acids)
Biological process (GO): regulation of DNA-templated transcription
Molecular function (GO): DNA-binding transcription factor activity; protein dimerization activity
Source: RefSeq, a predicted model, not a curated record
UAGAAUUUGUAUUGGACUAUGAGGGAAGAACGAAGAUAUUAUAUCAAAUAUGGAUUGGGACAAGUACUGUACAUAAACGUGGGUAAUGUGCAAUGAAGGUGGUUGUUUGAGAAGACAGUACGUAGAGUUUGAGUUGUAAGAAAUGAUUAGGGCUUUGUUUUUCGUCUGCACUUUAGUCCAAUGUUUUCACCGAACCCCACUACUACGUGAAAUCCGGAGCCCCACGUGCUCUUGAGAUCUUUUUAGAAUAAAGUCAUAAACCAACGUUACCACUAAACCAUUUCGGAUGUAACUAUAUAUAUGUAUAAGCAUACUACGUAAUAAUUAUAAACCACGACAAUCACAAUGGAUGAUUUUAAUCUUCGUGGCCAAAACCCUAAUUCAUCAUCCGCCACUUCCUCAUCCUCUUCUUCUUUGCACGGUCACAAGAGCGAAACCGGAAACACAAAACGGUCAAGAUCAACGUCCACGUUAUCAACGGACCCUCAGAGCGUGGCGGCUCGUGAGAGACGGCACCGAAUCAGCGAGCGUUUCAAGAUUCUACAAAGCAUGGUCCCUGGUGGUGCGAAGAUGGACACUGUCUCUAUGCUUGAAGAAGCCAUUAGGUACGUCAAGUUCUUGAAGGCUCAGAUCUGGUUUCACCAAAACAUGCUUCUCUUCCUAAACAACCACGAAACUACGUCAUCUUGUUACUCUCCCGGCGCCGGAGAAUUUGGACCAAAACUAUUUGGUUAUGAUGACGAUUAUGCCCCUAUAGUGGAGACAAAUUCACAAGGCAUGCCACUUACGGUUAUGGACUCGGAGAAUACGCCGUGGUUUGGUUCGGCUCAUGAUGAGCAAGAACGUGACUCGUCUUAGUCGUUGCCAUAUGCAACAUGAUAUGAUUUACAUAUUGUCGCAAUCUUUAGUAACUUUAGUUUAAAAAUUAAAUGCGUAUAUAAUUUGAACUAUAUAUGUGCAUUUAAUUUUAGAUAAUGUAACAUAUAUCUAUAUGAGAAUGAGACUAAUUAACCU